Molecule: messenger RNA, 282 nt
Organism: Protopolystoma xenopodis
Lineage: Eukaryota; Metazoa; Platyhelminthes; Monogenea; Polystomatidea; Polystomatidae
Source: the annotation of a GenBank genome assembly
AUGCCAGCGAAACGUCUGGGAAAUGAGGUGCAAAAAUUUACUCCUGAUGUCCGCAAAUCGAAACAUGUUCAAUUUGCUUUAGCCGUACACCAGGCUGUCACAGAGGUCAACUACGUGCGCUUUUUUCGCUUGGCUCGUUGCGGUGACUGCUUGCCUGUUUGUCUAAUGCAUCGCUACUUUGGCCAAGUGCGCGGUCAAGCCUUGGUCAGAAUGGCCGCUGCAUUUGCGGGCCAUCCUCGGAAAGAGGUUCAGGUGAGGAGUCUUUUAAGCUUGGUCAGUUAA